Melampsora larici-populina 98AG31 is the source of this 1179-nucleotide messenger RNA. RefSeq lists its product as uncharacterized. The record is from RefSeq and is a predicted model, not a curated record. Gene Ontology annotation, molecular function: protein binding. The transcript is spliced from 7 exons. Lineage: Eukaryota; Fungi; Basidiomycota; Pucciniomycetes; Pucciniales; Melampsoraceae. Bases 1 to 1179 code for a protein of 392 amino acids.
AUGACCGAGGCCAAGACCAGCUACGCAACCUGUGAUGAAGUGAUCUCCGUCAAUCGCGUGACUCAGCGCCUCCUUCGAGGAGGCCUGAAUGGAACUGAAUCGUCAGCUCAGAUGAACGAAUAUACCAUUGCGUUCGAAGACAUCCCACAAGCGCUUAUUACGAAUCGAAGCAAGCGAAGCCCCCUCGUCGUCCCGUCCAAAGAGAUCAUAUCGAUGUGUUUACCGGACACCGAAUCAAGCGAAGCAACAACCCAAGUCUACCGCCCGAUCAAAUGCAGUAAAGCGGGAAGAAUGGAUCAGGACCACAUCAAUCAACUCAUGGAUGCAGCUGAAUUCGCCGACUCUAAAGGAAUGUAUGCAGACUCUGUUCAAACAUAUCAGCAACUCCUAAAUUUGUAUGCCGACGAAAUGUCAAGAUGUGAGAGCAAACAUGGUGCGACCAAUAGAGGCCCCCAUACGGGAUGGAUUCUUUCGUGUUUCAAUCUUACACGAUGCUACUUGAAGCUGAAGCGCCCGCAAGCGGCCUUCGAAACUCUCCAACAAGCUUGGCGCCCAGAUUCAAGCCUAGCCAUACCUUCCACACAUCCAAACUAUCUGGAACUAUCCCAUUUGUAUUUCGAAGUUGAAGAUAGGUUACAGAGCAUCUCUCACUCUCAUGCGAACUAUGAGUCUGAAUCAGACGUUCGUAAAGAUGAAUUCACCACCAAUGAACUUUUGAAUCUGAUAUGUGUGUAUGCGGAGGAUUUUUUAUCUCAAGAAAAAUCACACGAUGCCAUUUCACUUUUGGAAGGGGGGCGAAAACGAAUAGCAGAAGAGCAAAAGGUAAUUGAUAAAAAAAUGAAGGAACAAAUUAUAAGAAUUCAUCUACUGCUUGUUGAGGCGUAUUUGCACAUUGGCCAACUGAAGGAGGGCGAAGAAAUCCUAAACCAAGUUUGGAAUCCUGAAAGUCGGUUCUACAUUGACACUCUUGAUAAGAAUUAUCUUUGGAUGUCACAGCUUUACAGGCGUGCCAUUAAUAAACAACAGUGUGACCCCACAUCUUGCAGCCAUCAAGCCCAAGAACAAAGGCAAAGGACGCUUUACGAGAAGCUGGCUCUUACGCGAACGGCGGAUGCCGCAGUGAUCAAAAGCCGUUGGAAACUGUGUGAAGAUUUGAUCAACAGAGCUCAAGCUGGUUAA